Molecule: messenger RNA, 1563 nt
Organism: Dreissena polymorpha
Lineage: Eukaryota; Metazoa; Mollusca; Bivalvia; Myida; Dreissenidae
Exons: 3
Coding region: 45-386 (113 amino acids)
Biological process (GO): mitochondrial electron transport, NADH to ubiquinone
Cellular component (GO): mitochondrial inner membrane
Source: RefSeq, a predicted model, not a curated record
UUAAACGAAAACGUUCCGCAGAAUGCACAUUUCCUUUGGAGGACAUGGCGACCUAUCGAAAAGUUGAGCCAUUAGAUGGUUACAAGUACGAGGGCCGAACCCCUGGGAUAGGAGAGGCCAUCGGCCUUGGAAUCGGAAUAAUCACUUAUAGAGCGUUAGCUAACAGAUUGCCUCGUAUCCCACCUACGCCCACUCUGUAUUUUCUACCAGCCUUCAUGGCAGUAGGCUAUCUGUUUGGGAAACAGUUGACAGGCAUCAAGACUCGAUGGGCCAUGAAGAAUCAGCUUAUCCUAGAAGACUAUAGGGCAGCUCAUCCUGAAGAUUUUGUGCGACCCCCUCCAGUCUACUAUAAAGAUCUUCUAAUGCCAUGGAUACCGAUCCGCUGAUUUCUUUGUUUGGGAAUCAGAAAUGUGUUGUCACGCUUAUCAGAACUAAUGAACUAGUAAAAGUGGAUUGAUCAUCAUUUUAGUAGUUUGAAAAUCAAGAACCACUUCAUUUAGAGGAAGUGUUAUGUACACACACUAUGUUAUAUUAUUUAUGAACAAACUAAAAAAAAUAAAGAGAAAAUUAAUUAAAUACAAUUUGUUAUUUAAAGUUUAUGGCUUCUGUUACUAUGUACCAUGCACUUGGCAGUAAAUAUCUACGUACUAAGAACCAUACCUAUCGUGAGUAUGCUCAAUAGUUAUCAAAAAAUGACUUUUUAUGCUUUCUGGAAGGGGUAAGCACCAAGCCACGCUUUGUCGAUCCAUCUGAGUUUUAAUUUUGAUGAAAUUGAGUUUGCAUGGGUGUGAAAAUGAUUUAACCCAAUGAUCAUAUCCAUCCUAUGCAAUGUGACUAUGUCCACCCAUUCCUCUUGCCGACCAUCACACCUAGUGUCUGCAUGAUCAGAUUUGAAGGAACUUAAUAUGCAGCAUCCCUUUAUGGUGGACACUCAUAUUGUGGUCAGGUGAUUGAAAUCCAAUUAUAUUUCAUAGAGUAAUUGCCCUUUGAUUUUAAAUUUGUCAUUUCUAAUUGAUUUUUCCUUUUCCAAACAAUAUCUCAGGAACAAAUUAAUAACAUUGUUAUGCACUUUUUGUUAAGGAAAAUGUACAUGCGCAUUUGCUCAGGGUUUUUCCCUCCAUUGAUUGUUCAAAUAGUUAUUUCACUUCGAAUGAUAAUUCCUUUUCGCAUUUGAUCACAGACACUAACCUUCUAAAUUGUCUAACGUCGUAUGCAGCAUCCAUUUGGGCAUACAUUUUCAUUUUAAAGUUCUGCUCAAUUUUGUUCAAGCAUUUGUUGCCCUCGGAUUUAACAUAUAACAUUUUCGUUUUUAUGUAACAUUUCAUAGUCGGAUCAUUGGAACUAACGAUCUGAAUUUGACGACACUAGAUGCAGUAUCACUGCAUAUACGCAUGUUGUCAAGGUUUUUCUCUUAAGUUAGUUUUCAGAGGGUUAUAGCCCCCUUCAAUAAGUUGCUUCUGCACCAUUAACUAACUUUAUAUGUUGUUUAAUGUACUUUUAUUGAUUUAUAUGUAAUUCUUUGCGUUCAAAUAUAUAAUAAAGAAUUAAAUAUUUAUAUGGUAA